This is a messenger RNA of Coniosporium apollinis CBS 100218, 2229 nucleotides long. RefSeq lists its product as uncharacterized. The transcript has a single exon. Lineage: Eukaryota; Fungi; Ascomycota; Dothideomycetes. Bases 1 to 2229 code for a protein of 742 amino acids. The record is from RefSeq and is a predicted model, not a curated record.
AUGGCGACCAUUCGCAGCGCCUUCCCAAUCUCAGACAUUCAUCUUGACUCGGCAUUCAUGCCAUCGAACUAUAACUCGGCUUCCUCACGUCGUUCGUCAAGUUUCUCGUCCAACUUUUCCUCUGACUCAGAUUUCGUCUCAGCCCGAAGUACGCCGGCGGUGUCCGUCUCCCCUCAUCGGUACGAUUUCGAGGACCUCCCACCGACAUACGAGCAAGUUCAAGCCGAGGGUUUGGACCCAGUGGAGGACCACGAACACUACUCGUUAGCUGAUAAUCAUGCUGGCGCCAAUAAUUUGCGUGUUCACCGACUGGUGUGGGACGACAACGAAACAUACCCCUUGCCUACAGCUGAGGACGAUGCUGAACCCAAUGCGCCAGCGUAUACUGCAACGGACCCAACCCUCCAGUUGCUGGACCAGGCAUUGCAGUUCACCCGCCAUCAACCGCAGCCGGAUGUACAGAAUGCGUCCCGUCUUGGCCGCCGCAUAGUCGUACCUCCGCUUGAGACAUCUACCGGUUUUGCAAGAAGUACAAACAGCAGCUGUAGUACGUCUACACAGAAAAGGGGAUGCUGUGGACGCAACAAGCGACAAGCCGUAUCGGAGUCCGACAGCGUUCCCAGCUCCCGAGGCGGAUGCUGUCGACGACGACAAGCCUCCGUGCCGUCGAGCAGCUGCCGCUCCCGCACUUCUUUCCCUUCUGCCCCGUCUCGCGAGGACCCCGAGUUCUCCAACCAGGCCACCAUCCCCUUCGCGCGCGCCUACAGCAAGGCGCUCCACGCGCACGGCAUCAGCCCUGCCGAGUUUAUCGCCUUCAUCGACGGCCUCAACACCCUCUCCUUAGCCUCCCCGGCAGAAUCCUUAGCCUUCGAACCCUCUGACUCCCAGUCCCUCGCCCUCGCCUAUCUCUCCCGCGCCAAUGCUGCCUUCUUCGCUCCACGCGGCCUGCAAGUCCGAUUGGCGACUCUGUCGGCGAUUGUCGACGGUCUGGACGUGCCGUCCAAGUUUAGCAGAACCACGCUGCUUGCCCGAGCCACGUCGCCCACCGCCGACGCGAUAGACAGGGCGCAGACGUUGGAGCCAUGGGUCGAGCCGCUCGACUUCUCCGUGCCGGAGCUCAGCGCGGCAACGAUAGAGCUGCGCCAAAUGGCCGCGCGGCUGCCUCUCAGUGGCCGACGGGUCCAGCGGGCCGAGUCCGCGCCCACGGUGAGCCAGUUCGCUCCCCCUACCAUGGGUCCCAACGGCUUCCCUCUGGACAACAAACAACCAUUCCCCUCCAUCCAACUUGCCCCAGCCCUCCUCCCACCUCGACCGCCCGCAGGCCGCUCUCUCACAAGCCCAAGCCCCAGCAGCCCAGAAACCGCCCCACCGCACCCGGAAACCUGGCAAGAAUGGACGCAGCGCUGGCAAACCCGCGCCCUAGCUCUCGGCCUUCAAGCCGAGGCCUGGAGCCGCGACGUCAGCGCCCAGGCGGACGCGCUGGGCCAGACCAUCGCGCUGCGGGCCGAGACGUAUGGAAGGGGGGUGCAGUACGGGCCGAGUGGGCUGUGGGGAGCGAGCGGGGAGCGAAACCCGUCGGAGUCGAGUGGCAGUGGUUGGUGUGGUCGGAAGGGCUCCGCGGCGAGCUGGGCGGGGCCGCGGGUGAGCCGGGAGAGCGGUGGCGCGGCUGUGCUGUCGAGGCCGUCGGUAGAUGGGAGCGUUAUUAGCAGCAGCGGCAGCGGCAGCAACAGCAGCGACUCCAGCAUCAGCAGAACCCCGACCACAACCACCGAUACCAGCACCACCGCCUCGACCUCCGUCCCCGACAUCGCGCGCAUCAACUCCCGCUUCGAGGAGCAGGUCAAAGCCAUCACAAUAAAAGCCGAGCAGGAGCAGGCAGAAGGCAAGGCGCACUACGCCGAGAUCAGCAAGAGCAAGCAGCGCGCGCUCGAGAAGGCCGCGCAAGAGAAAACAAAGGCGGAGGUGAAGCUCGAGGCACUCCGGCUGAAAGCGGAGAUCGAGCUUGCGAAAAAGGAAGCCAAGAAGGCGGCUAAGGCGGAGAAGUGCGCGGAGAAGAAGAAGGCGAGGGAGGAGCGGAGGGGGGCGAGGAGGGAGUUGAAGGAGGUGAGGAGGGCGGCCAAGGUAGGCGUGGGAGAGGAGCGGAAUAUGGUGUGGCUUGUUGUUGAGAAUCUUGACGCGGCAGAGAAGGUGGGUGGCGCGGUUGGAACAGUGGUGUAUGAAGGCACGUGA